AUGAUUCAGAAACUCUAUCCUUCUGUUCAAAUAACCCUUUUUCAAGACGUAAUAACUCUCUAUUUGAAUCUACGGCACCUUGGCGCCGCUCAGAAAAAUCCGGCCCCAGACCUAGAAAUAGCUCUCGAUGGAAAUUCGGAUCACGAUUCUCAUGUGAUGGCAAACGAGAUGGCAAUAUUCUUCGCCCUGCCCAAAGUGCUGGGAACUUGGUAA
Protopolystoma xenopodis is the source of this 213-nucleotide messenger RNA. NCBI's taxonomy places the organism in Eukaryota, Metazoa, Platyhelminthes, Monogenea, Polystomatidea, Polystomatidae. The record is from the annotation of a GenBank genome assembly.